CGUUUGAGCUUUGACGAGGUUUCGCCUUAAAGUCAGAUCUGCUCUCUGCAAAAAGAUUCUGAAUCUGGUGGUUGGAUUGAGUUGUUUUUGGUUAUGCGUUUGUACUGUUUGUUAAAUGUACCAAAGAAAACUAGGUAAAAGAAGAAUAGCUCUGAUACUUUCUCCAUGGUUCUUUUUGCAUUCACAUUAAGAACUGGAUUUCUAUGAUGUUUGCUAUGUUCAUUAGCAAAGAAUGAUAAGAAUAAUAAUGGUAAAUAAAAUAGUUAGCCUUUAUCACCCCCUUGAAGCCUUGAUGUCUUCUAAGUACUAACUUGUGGUUAAGAGACAUGGGAUUAUUACUAUUAGAAUUAAGAUGUACCAAAAAUAUUAAAUAGCAAAAUUUGGAAAACAAAUUUGUUGAGUAUGUUACCAUUAUGUACCCAGCAAGUAUUGGUUUUUCAGGAACAUAUUUGGUACUGGUAUCAAGUAUGGGAUCCAUUUAGGAGUAGUUAUACAAUGAUAGUAGAAGUACAAGUUUGUUAUGUAUUUUAACCCUUACAGUCUUCGGUUGAGUUUACCUACUAUAGCUGCUUCUUUUUUGUUGUUGUUGUUGUUGUUAUGAUUAAUUUUAUUUUGAAUGCUUUAUCAUUUGUGAUGUAUUAGUGCGUUACUACCAUGUGAACUGUGGAACAACUAUUCUCAGCUUAUCAAUUGAUGAAUGUAUUAGUGCGUUACUACCCUAGGAAAUAUGAACUGUGGAACAACUAUACUCAGCUUAUCAAAACGACUUUAUGCAUAUUAGACCUUUUUCUAUUUUUUUUACAGGACUUAAAAGGGAAUUGCAUCUCAUUUUAUAUCUAAAUGAUAAAAAUCUAAGUUUAAAAGAAUUCUGUAUGUGGUCCUUGCAUGAUAUGAACCUUGUGCUAAUUAAUUCUGCAUCUUACAAGUGGAAAAAGAUCACCUUAACUCUGUUUUUUCCCCUCCCUUUUUUGUUUGCCUUCUCACAAGUGGAUUUUUAUUUGUAUAGGCUAGCACAUAUGAUAAAGAGGAUAAAUCUUGGUCAUCAUAUUUUUCUCAUGUUAUCCCUUCAUUUCGCUUUGGUGGAUCCACGACAAGCAACCACCAAGAUGAUCUUAACCACGUUCAAUCAAUUUCUGCUAGAUAUGAUCAAGAAAAUUUUAGAUAUCAGGAUAUUCCAAUGGAUGAAUAUGCUGAUUGUAAUGCACUUAAUACCCCAGAUCUAGUGAAAGAUGAAACUGAUGAAGAUCCUACCUCUAGAAGGAGCAGUAGCAGUUCUGAAGAUUUUGCAGAAGCAAAGGAGCAGCAAACACCAAUCGCAUCAAAAGAGCAUCCACUCAAACUUACCGAGGACUCGACUUUUAUUUCUUAUGAUUUGUAUGAAUUUUUUGAAUCAUGCAUACCUAACAUUGUAAAAGGAUGUCACUGGGUCUUAGUUUNCAGUACUUUGAAACAUGGAACAUCACUUCGCACACUUAUUCGCAAGAGUGCUGAACUCUCUGGUCCUGGUUUGCUGAUUGUUGGAGAUCGGCAAGGUGCUGUCUUUGGUGGGCUGCUAGACUGUCCAUUGAAACCUACAGCAAAGCGAAAAUAUCAAGGAACAAAUCAAACUUUUGUCUUUACUACUAUAUAUGGUGAGCCAAGGUUGUUUCGGCCAACUGGUGCCAAUCGGUACUACUACAUGUGUUUGAAUGAUUUGCUUGCACUUGGUGGUGGGGGUAAUUAUGCCUUAUGCUUACAUGAAGAUUUGUUAACUGGAACUAGUGGAACUUGUGAUACAUUCGGGAACAAAUGUCUUGCUCAUAGUCCAGAGUUUGAUUUAAAAGAUGUUGAGCUAUGGGGUUUUACACAUGAUUCACCUCGACCGUAAGACGGUUCUAUAUGGAUGUCCAAAAAUAUUCCCCCUUUCCCUCCCUCCUUUUCUUCCAAACCCUUAUCUUUUUUAUAGUUUGCGAUAUAGUUCAGUAGUUAGAUCUUAGUGUCCUGAGUUUGUUAAAGGUGAUUUCUUGCCCCCCUAGUGAUUGACCAACUUGAUAUGAUGUUAGGUAUGUCCUUAAGUUGUUACUAGUAGAUUGUGUCAAUGUAUGCUUGAAAAUUCCAUUUUGCAAAAGAAAAUAUUUGGGUUUGUGGAAACUGGACAGGUCAAAGAAUGAAGGUUGUAGAGUAGAAUGUAAUGGAUGAAUCUACACACACAACUACUAAGAAGCAAACUAGGUGUAUCGAUGGUAAGUUUAUCUAGAAAAAUGACAAGGCAAUUCAAUUUUGUGGAUGUAAAGUAGUUAAUAAAAUUCAGAUUAUUAAAAGACAAAUGAAAAAGGUAAUUCAUAUA
Molecule: messenger RNA, 2326 nt
Organism: Arachis ipaensis
Lineage: Eukaryota; Viridiplantae; Streptophyta; Magnoliopsida; Fabales; Fabaceae
Source: RefSeq, a predicted model, not a curated record